This is a messenger RNA of Octopus bimaculoides (California two-spot octopus), 1526 nucleotides long. RefSeq lists its product as uncharacterized. Gene Ontology annotation, molecular function: G protein-coupled receptor activity; protein binding. Gene Ontology annotation, cellular component: membrane. NCBI's taxonomy places the organism in Eukaryota, Metazoa, Mollusca, Cephalopoda, Octopoda, Octopodidae. The record is from RefSeq and is a predicted model, not a curated record.
UAUAACCACUCAUACCCUGAUCCACAGCAAGAAGAUAUACAGGCAUUUUCCUUUAUUUCCUUACCAAAGAGUUUACCAAAGCAUCUGAAAAACGACGAAAGAUCAGCCCUUUCAAGGAUAGUCUUUUUCUCGAUGAGGAAUGAUAAGCUAUACAGGGUAACACAAAACUCCAAAGGAAAUACUAACAUUAACAACUAUGUUCUGGCUGCCAAUAUUCCUAACAUUCCAAUAAGCAACCUUGAUGAACCAGUUAAAAUAUCAUUCAAUUUAAUACACCAGAAUGCUGGCAACCCAGAAUGUGUUUACUGGGAUGAAUCUCCAGAUGAUCCUCGUUGGUCAACAAAAGGCUGUAAGAUGUCCGAUUAUGUACCUGGAAAGAAAGCAGUCUGUUCCUGCGACCAUCUUACAAGUUUUGCCUUAUUAAUGGAUGUCUACUCGAAUGAGGACGAUAUAAAAACUGUUAAACCCUUAUCUGUUAUAUCUAACAUUGGCUGUGGAAUAUCAUUUGUCUGUCUUGUUCUUACAGUAAUAAUUCACGUUUGUUUCAGAGAUUUAAGGGAUUUAAUGACUUCAAAGAUUUUAGUAAGCUUGUGCUCUUCUUUAGCUGUCUCGAAUCUUAUCUUCGUUGUCGGGAUGCAAUCAUACAUAAAAGUACUGGCUGUUUGUAAGGCAAUGGCUGCUCUGUUACACUACUUCCUUUUAACAUCUCUCAUGUGGAUGUCUUUCGAGGCUAUUCAUGUCUUCAUGUGCAUAGUUAUGAUAUUCAGAACAUAUCAGACAUCUUUUAUGAAGUGGAGUUCAAUUUUGGCCUGGGGCCUUCCAGCUGUCAUUGUUCUAAUUACCCUGGUAAUUAACUACACAGACAAUUACAUCAAAACUGGACAAGUGUAAGUAUUUUUCUGUUUCGUUCACAUAAUUUUUCGUCUCAUAAAGGACAAACUGUAAAGAGCCCCCACCAGACUUAAACGUUUAUAUGGAAUUUGUUAGCACACUAGUGUCAUAAUGUGCCAGGUCAAACCGAUAUGUAGUUUCUCAUUGUUAAAUAAGUUCUUCAAAGGCACAUCAAUGACCAAUUGCAACCAUAAACCUGAAUUUAGUGACGAAGAGGUCAACGGGUGAACUUGUUAUUAAUUUGUCCUAGAUUUGAAUUGAACGGGAGAUGUUCACUUGUAAUAAAUUCAUAUUCCUGCUGGGAAUGUUUGUGUGUCGGUUUCGAAGUCUUAUGACUUUACAAACGAAUAACUGGGCGUAAAUAUACGGAUGGAUGGAGACAUGUGUGUAAAGAAGUGCCUGGAUAUCGAAAUAAAGAAGAAAUAUGGGAAAAUUGAAAGCUAAAGAAGACAUGGGAAGAAAUGGGAAAAACAUGAAUUAAUCUCCCCAUUCAGGCACAAAAUUUUGCAAACACUAAAACAUAUGAAAUUAAUUUUUUUUAUCUAUUGGUUAAAUAUAAAAAUAGCUCACCACCUUCCUUAUCCAAUUUCAACUUUCACCAUAAACCACCUCAAAAUACGCAUAAAAAUUUGUUG